Molecule: messenger RNA, 1450 nt
Organism: Daldinia decipiens
Lineage: Eukaryota; Fungi; Ascomycota; Sordariomycetes; Xylariales; Hypoxylaceae
Exons: 2
Coding region: 155-1192 (345 amino acids)
Source: RefSeq, a predicted model, not a curated record
CCAUCUUCAUCCUCGUCAUAUUACAUAGGCUAUCAUUUUGCAUCUGACUUAAGACAUACCCGUGAAUUUUCUAGGAUUCACAUUAUAAAUAUUAUCAUUGAUUGCCCCAAGAUUUUCUCAAGUUAACCAAUUAAUAUUCUCCACAUCCCUAUUAAUGGAGUUAACUCCUAUCAAAGUCCGCGGUAAACGCCGUCUUGGUAACGAGGCUGUCGUCGCUAUACCUAAGAUGAGAUCUAAGGCCGUUGACAAAUCAAAGCUACACAAAUCUCAAAGAUCUCGCGAAUCAAAAGCAUCAUACCUCGAGAAGAUACCGCUAGAAAUACUCGAGCGUAUUCUAUGGUAUAGCGAGAACGUCAACUUGCCCCGUUCUAGCCCUCUUAUUGGACGCCUCCUAUCCGGGCGUUCUACUCUACGCGAGACUUUCAUCGUAGCCUUCCAACCUACCUGGGACGCUUGGUUUGGUUGUAUCGGCUAUAGACACGACUCUACCCUUCCUGCCGAAGGUAAUCCCGACUUCCAGUCCGGUCUCCUGGAAUAUCCAUGGACCAACAUCUCCUUUAUUCUUGAAUCCUGGGACUUUUACGUUCAAAGAUUUGCGAAGUUAGAGCAAUCUGAAACCAACCAGCCUUUUCACCUCCAACAUAUUAGGAUAUGGGGUGAUCCGGAUAACCCAGCCAACGCCAUGACAAAAGACUAUUCAAACAUAGUAGAUUCCCAAAAGGCGAGCCGCUGUUUCUUCCACGAUUAUGCUGCCUUCCGGACGAUUGAGGAGCAUAUCGGAUAUUAUCUCAGGACGUUUUACACUCAACCAAUUAACCCUACUUUUCUAGAAGUACACAAGGAUACUCGAAUACCGGAUUCCCUAUUUACCUCUCCCUACAGUGAUGAUAAGAUUCAAAAGCUGUUCUGGUUGGUUCGAGGGGGCGCUCGUUUAUCUCCUGAUCAGACGUGGGAACUUACCCUUCAGAGCUUCCGCGAUGCGGUGCCGGAAACAUUGCCUCACGUUGGCAAAGUCAAUCUCACUAUGAUCAGGCUACUAUAUACCCUAGGAGCCUACCAGACUUGGCCCGAACAUGUCAGUACUGAUGAAGCUGAUAGGAUAUAUUCUAUCCUGCGCAAAUUCAUUGGCGGGUCAACAGCUGAGAUCGCGGCUAAGUAUGAGUAUAUAUUUCGGAUGUUGUAUCGAGGUUAACUUGACCCGGCUAGCCCUUAUUCCUGGUUUAACGACUCUUGGAUAUAUGGUUUGGAUUUAGGUCCAGGUUAGAUUUUUCAGUCCUAAACCAGAAGUCCUUAGUCCACUGGAACGCAACUGUAUUAAUUAGAAGGAAGCCACUGUAUUUAACUACCACUAGUAAGAUUGAUAGUAGUUAUGCUUGUCCACUUCGUAUGCUCCUAGUCAUAAUAAGAUUGAUACACAUAACGCAAAUGCUUAGAAUACAGUGAAUGCUGA